UACAAACGUUCAAGUCACAAUGACAUUUUCUUGCACUCUUGAACUCUGUCUUGGGCCAUGCAAUGACGCAACGUGUGGACCAAGGCGGAAGCGUGAUACAGACCUUAAGACGAAAUCUCGCGAAAAACGAGCUGUUGAAGAACUACUGGGACACUCGUACAUUGGAAACAGAUACACUGUAUCAAGACUGACAACUAUCAUUAAAACCUCAGAUCCAAAUAAAGCUUGUGUACAUUUCGCCAUUAUUUUCCUCUUGUUUCCAACAUUGACCAUUGUUGCAGUGAGUUUGGUGACUUAUUCCUUAAUUCUUUAUAGAAGUUACAGACAGCAGGUUAUUUUGCAGUCCGAAAUUCUCAAUAGUCGUACUGCCUCAAACGUCAGCAUGGGACCAAAGAUAGAAGAUACUGCCAUAUGAC
This is a messenger RNA of Saccostrea cuccullata (small rock oyster), 416 nucleotides long. RefSeq lists its product as uncharacterized. The transcript has 3 exons. Bases 20 to 415 code for a protein of 131 amino acids. The record is from RefSeq and is a predicted model, not a curated record. Lineage: Eukaryota; Metazoa; Mollusca; Bivalvia; Ostreida; Ostreidae.